Messenger RNA from Chaetomium strumarium, 2226 nucleotides. RefSeq lists its product as uncharacterized. Gene Ontology annotation, molecular function: DNA binding; transcription regulator activity; protein binding. Gene Ontology annotation, cellular component: SBF transcription complex; MBF transcription complex. Lineage: Eukaryota; Fungi; Ascomycota; Sordariomycetes; Sordariales; Chaetomiaceae. The coding region runs from base 1 to 2226 and encodes 741 amino acids. The record is from RefSeq and is a predicted model, not a curated record. The transcript is spliced from 3 exons.
AUGGCAGCCGACCAUCCCAUGACGGGGAUAUACAGCGCUACAUACAGCGGCAUCCCCGUCUACGAAUUCCAGUUCGGUCCCGACCUUAAGGAACAUGUCAUGCGCCGUCGUGAAGAUGACUGGAUCAAUGCCACUCACAUCCUCAAAGCUGCCGGCUUCGACAAGCCCGCCCGAACCCGAAUCCUCGAGCGUGAGGUGCAGAAGGACGUGCAUGAGAAGAUCCAAGGUGGCUACGGGAAAUACCAGGGGACCUGGAUUCCCCUCGAGCAGGGCGAAGCGCUCGCUCAGCGAAACAACGUCUAUGACCGGUUACGGCCCAUCUUCGAGUUCCAGCCAGGCAACGAGAGCCCGCCGCCUGCGCCUAGACACGCCAGCAAGCCGAAGGCUCCAAAAGCCCGGCCUGCUGUUCCGAAAUGGGGCAGUAAGUCGCAGAACAAGAAGCCCAGCAUUUCACAAGCCCCAGUCCUCUCACACGGUCAUCACCAAGGUGCUGCUGUCCACGAAGAAUAUGAUAACGCCAGCCAGAUGAACGAAGAUGACACCCCGGAUAACCUGACCGUCGCCUCGGCGUCGUACAUGGCUGAAGACGAUCGCUACGACAUGUCGCAUUAUUCUACAGGCCACCGGAAGCGGAAACGGGAGGAGAUACUGCAGGACAUGACCGAGCAACAGCAUGCCGUGUACGGGGAUGAGUUACUAGACUACUUCCUGCUUUCUAGAAACGAGCAGCGUGCCAUCCGUCCGGACCCUCCAACGAACUUCCAACCGGACUGGCCAAUCGACACAGAGCGACAUACUGCGUUGCAUUGGGCGUCUGCUAUGGGCGAUGUGGAAGUCAUCAAGCAGAUGAAGCGGUUCGGUGCGAACCUUGCGUCGCAGAAUGUACGGGGCGAGACCCCUUUCAUGCGGUCCGUCAACUUUACAAACUGCUACGAGAAACAGACCUUCCCGUUGGUCAUGAAGGAGUUGUUUAGCACUGUGGAUGUCCGGGAUUCGUCCGGAUGCACAGUCAUUCAUCACGCCGCUGUUAUGAAGGGCGGGCGUGUGACGAGCCAUUCAUGUUCCCGCUACUACUUGGACAACAUUCUCAACAAGCUGCAAGAAUCGCGCCCCGCAGACGAGUUCCAACAGUUGCUGGACGCCCAGGACAACGACGGCAACACCGCCGUGCACUUGGCUGCCAUGAGGGACGCUCGGAAGUGCAUCCGCGCCCUCCUCGGCCGCGGCGCAUCAACCGACAUACCGAACAACCAGGGGGUCAGAGCCGAGGAUUUGAUCAAAGAACUCAAUGCCACCAAGAGCAAGCACACUCGAGGGCCGCCGCAACGGUCAUCAAGCCCCUUUGCCCCCGAGUCCCAGCGGCACAGCGCCUUCCGAGACGCAAUGGCCGAGUCGGACAGCAAGCACCAAGCAAGCUUCCGCAGCGAGGCGGCGAACACCGUCCAGUCACGCAUCACCCCGCUGGUCUUGCAGAAGUUCCAGGACCUGGCACAGAGUUACGAGAACGAGUUGGACGAAAAGGACGAAGCAGAGAAAGAGGCACGGCGGAUCCUCCUCAACACUCAAGCGGAACUGGCCAACCUGCGCACCUCCGUAUCCGACUUUGAAUCCCGCGCCGAGGCUGACGAGGCAGCGGCCAAGACGGCCGCUGAUGCCGCCGACUUGGCCCGGAAGGUCCUCGCUUAUGUCACACACCAGAACCGUAUCAUAGUAGAGGAUUCCGUCAGUCGUGAGCUAGCGACCGUAAACGGCGACGCAAGUACGGGUAGCACCAAGCCCAACGGACAGGUCUUCGAGCAGGACCAAGCCGUCAGCAACCCUUCGCAAGGGCAAGACGACCACCAGCACCAUCACCGUCAAGCCCCGCAGGAGUCGCCAGAAGAGCGCCUCCGCCUCGCUGACGAACUGCGCAGCCUGCUGAACGACCAGCGCCGCGCCGAGGCAGACUACGUCGACGCCCUGGGCCUGAUGGGCACGGGCGAGAAGAUCGACAAGUACGUGCGCCUGCUCAAGUCGUGCCUGCCGCCCGAGGACCACGAGAUGCUGGACGAGAACCUCGAGGACAUGAUCAAGAUGAUGGAGGACGAGGCCGAGGUUGUCACGGGCGCCGACGGGCCCGCCGGCGCCGCCCACGUCCCCCUGCCCGUCCCGCCCGUGCCCGUGCCCGUGCCCGUGGGGAUGGAGAUUGCCCCUGCCGCCAGAGCUGCUGUUGCUGUGCCUUUGUAG